GUCCGGCAUCGAGGUGGUGGGCGUAGUCCUUGGUACCAUACCGCUCCUCAUAUCGGCCCUGGAGCAUUACCGACACGGCGCCUCGGCGAUACGAAUCUGGCGUAGGUAUGACAGAGAAAUCAAAAGCCUAAUAACCGACCUCGAGAAUGAAAGAAUCAGACUUCAGGAUGUGAGUGAGAAGCUUCUCACUGGCAUCGUUCCGGACUCUAAAGUCGAUGGCAUGGUCAAUGACCCAUUUGGCCCCUCGUGGCAUGAAGAUGCCGUUCGCAAGAUGAUUGAAGCCAGGCUUUGGAACCCGAGAUCCUAUCAGAUCUUGCUGGAAAAGGUUGGGGACAUCAAAUUGGCUAUCGAAGACAUAGCAAAGUCGAUCGAUCUGCCACUGAAUGGCGAGGUAAAGCAUGCUUCAUCCGACGGCGCACCUUUCUCUACAGCGCUGAAACGCAUCAUGUUCGCUGUCGGAAAGUCCACGUAUACGGAGUCAAUGACAAUCAUAAAGAACAACAUUACCGAUAUUGAGUCGCUGGUGGAUCGAAGCAUCGGAAUGGCUCCUAGGAGAGAAUCACGAGCGCGAGGCAGGACAAUGCAGCUAAUUCACGAACUGGCAGAAAGCGUUCAUCGAGUGCUACUGUCCAGUUUCCCAGGCAGUUGCUCGCAUGAAGUGUAUCUGCAAGUUAUGCCACAGGUGCUUGGGAGAAUAGCUCGCCGCAGUGACGACGAUAUCCUACGGAAGAUUGAGAUUCCUAUAUCCAUGAAUUUUGGCAUAGCUGACCAGGCCGCCGGCUUUCAUCAAGGAUCUAUGUGGGAAGAGAUUAUUAUCCCCUACCAUCAACUCAAAAAAGCUCAGCGCUCAGUUGACACCGACAAACCAGCAGGCACUGACUUCCUUCCCGCCGCUCUAAAUUCUGAUGUCAAGAUCGACAUAGCUGCCCCAAACCCGAUAGUCAAUCUUUGCGAAGAAAUCCGAAAGCGACAAACCCAGGGCGGUACCGGCUCUUACGGAGAAAUCACAGACAAGACUUCGGGGAAGUCUAGAGAAUAUCGCAUCUACCCUGGCAAAUGCCUGCCCAGCCGUGAUGCUUGGAGUGCUGUAGCUUUGCAGGAGGUCCUCGAGGAUUCGAACAAGUAUUCCGGAUUACACGGGCAAUACGUAACGAAGAGGAAAUUGGCUGCCUCUAUUUCUGUCGGCUUCCUACAGCUCCAUCAGACGAACUGGCUACCGGAUAUAGUCACAAGUCGCGAUAUCUUGUUUUUGAGGAAGGACUCUCUACUUCGUUACAGCGACACUUUUGUCAUGGCUACCCUACCCGAAAUGUGGACGGAAGAUCAGUGGAACAAAUGAAGCCCUCAUUCGGUUGUCGCAACGCAGCGUUGGUCUCACUCGGCAUUCUACUCGCGGAGCUCGGGUGCGGAAGAACCAUGGGGUCGAUGCGGAAUACCGACGAAAAGGCAAUGCUCUGCGUCUCACGGCUGAUGUGCGAUAGACUGACGGCGUAUCGAGUG
Messenger RNA from Colletotrichum phormii, 1500 nucleotides. RefSeq lists its product as uncharacterized. The transcript is spliced from 2 exons. Lineage: Eukaryota; Fungi; Ascomycota; Sordariomycetes; Glomerellales; Glomerellaceae. The record is from RefSeq and is a predicted model, not a curated record. Bases 221 to 1339 code for a protein of 372 amino acids.